Molecule: messenger RNA, 1114 nt
Organism: Macroventuria anomochaeta
Lineage: Eukaryota; Fungi; Ascomycota; Dothideomycetes; Pleosporales; Didymellaceae
Exons: 1
Coding region: 92-937 (281 amino acids)
Source: RefSeq, a predicted model, not a curated record
AUGUGAUCAUUACUCCGCGCGUCUGGUUGCUGAAGUAGCAACUUGACACCCGCAACACGAACGAUUCCCACAACCACACUACACCACCAACAUGGCUACGAGCAGCAGCAAGACCACCAAGUUGCAGGCCAACCGCCUCCCAGCGCCUGCACUCUUCGUCGGACCGCCAUCGCACAAUGCCUCAAACACCUCCCUGCUCUCGCCCAGCACAGAGACCAGGAGUCCGACCAAGACCCCUCUCGUCCGUCAGCGCUCACUCCUCGCGCCAGACGCAAAGCGGCCACUACCACCCACGACCGACACCUAUGAUGGCGACCAUCUCAGCCUCAUCAACUCGAGUUCAACAGGUACUGCACCAUUCGUCAGGCGCCAGCGCCAGCAAAACCAGGUAGCAGAUGCCGAGGCAUCGUCUCGAGCUGAGGCGAUAUGGACGGAGAUGCAGAACACGCUGGAGGAGGUCGAGUUGAGUGCUAUCAAAGAAUCAGGGAUGACCGUGUUUGGCUCUGAACAUUCGCGUGCUCUGGACGAGUUGCGUAGGGCACAGAUCGAACUUGCGAAGGCGUGGGCUCGCUCGGAAGACGACGGAGCUACGGCUGAGCAACAGCGCAAAGUGUCUGAUGCAGCAUCCCUGGCUCCGCCGGGCAAGCUUACGAGACCGAGGGGUGGGUCUAGUCCUGGGAAGGGGGAUAAGCUGUUUGACAGGAUCAAGCUGGAAGAGGAGACGGAGAAGGACAUUGAGUUGAGUCGGAAGCGGAGAGAGGAGAAUGAUCGGUAUUUUGAGAAGGUCAACAAGGGUGUGCAGGAGGUGGUCGUACGGCUGGAAGAAGUUGCUAAGGCGAUGAGGGGUGUGGAAAACGAGAGCAAUGAGAUCUGGGGUCGCAGUGAGGACGGGACUGCGGAGACCGCAAGUGUGCACUCUACAGCGUGUCUUACAUGAACGUCAAUCAAUAACAUACCUUGGAGUCCUUCAAAUGCAAUGUAAAAUCCUUUGCUGUAAUGUCAGCAGUGUGAGAAAGCUCUAGGUACGGAAAUGCAUGCACGGCUACAACAGAACGUGGAUGAGCAGACCAUCCGCAAGGAACAACAUCUUUGGGUAUCUCCACUCAAUCCAACU